AUGAUUUCCGUAUUAGUUCAGGCCACUGUAGAACAAUUCUGGGGUGAUUUGGGUGUUUCACCAUAUUGGCCUCUGAUGUUGAAAGGAUCUGUAGGAGAUGAUUUAGAACAUCUGGAGAAAGAUCGGGCCAUUAAAACAGAUCCUGAUGAUAACAGAAAAAGACGCACAAUUCGCUUGGUCAAGAAAAAUGAUUCUUGGGGCUUUGCUCUUCAGACGUAUGGUGUUAAAAAUAAGCGUACCAAUGAGAUAGAAGUUAUGACUUAUGUAGAUUAUGUGGAGUAUAAUGGACCAGCAUGGAUUGCUGGUUUACAAAGAGGAGAUAUAUUUUUAUCUAUUAAUGGUGAACCAGUAGAGGGAGUCACACAUAAACAACUUGUUCAGAAAAUACGCCAAGCUGGAGAUGCUAUGAGAGUUGUUGUGUUAUUUGAAGAUUGUUGUCGAAAAGUUGAACUUUAUGAAAAAUUUAUAAAAUUAAAGCAAGUUCUAUCUUUCAAACUACAAGAGCUACAACAACUGAAGGUCAAAGAAAAUCUAUUAUUGAAAGCUGGUGGUUUGAAAAGAAUAGAAGAAAUACGUUUGAGCACAAGAAGUACCCAGAGUUCUAUAUCAAGUGAUUGGGAUAGAUAUAGUAUGGUGGGAAACUCAGUCUCGCUUUCAAACAUCCCUACUCAUAUUCGUGGAAAACGGAAACUCUUAACAGUGACCAACGAUUCGCUCAGUGACAUUUCAUUUGAUAACGCAAGUUUCUCUGAUAGCGAUAGUUGUCUAAAUCUUAAUUCAAGUGCUACAGACUUAUUUCAGACAGCUUUGAAACAGCGCUCAGAAAAUAUUGAUAAUGUUUCCGAAUACAGUCUGCCUCUUAACACACAUGCAAACUUUCAGCUUGGUGGAAAAAUGUUACGAUUUUCUGAGGACGACAUUUCAAGCAUAGGUUCAUUCGAUAAUAUAGUGCCAAAAAAUAAAUUACAAACUGUUCAAAGUUGUGACAUUAGACACUCAGAAAUUACAUGUGUCAAAGUUUCAGAUAUUCAAAUUGUGGUUAGCGAAUCAGAUGAUCCUGUUGAGUCAGGUGAUGAUCUUGUAAUAUCAGAUUGUGAAAGUGAGGGUCAAAGUUCAAGUAAGUUAGCAGAAGACAAAUCACAUGUUGAAGAUCAGGAAGAGACUGAGAGUGUUUCAACAGAAACAGGGAGAUUUGAAAAUGGCAUUAUUAUCAGUGAGAAAGAUGAGCUUACAAAACUGUGA
Messenger RNA from Lottia gigantea (owl limpet), 1242 nucleotides. RefSeq lists its product as hypothetical. The coding region runs from base 1 to 1242 and encodes 413 amino acids. The record is from RefSeq and is a predicted model, not a curated record. Lineage: Eukaryota; Metazoa; Mollusca; Gastropoda; Lottiidae. The transcript is spliced from 7 exons. Gene Ontology annotation, molecular function: protein binding.